AUGGAUGUCAAGUUCAGUGGUGUCUUUGACCCCCCAAGUUCAGUGCUAAUUCCUUUGCCCCAGGAUGCAUCAGCUUCUGCAAGGGCCCUGGACAGGCAGCCCUUAGUCACUGGGGUGUCCAUAGCGCUCGCGAAGGGCCAGCGUCCCAGAGUGUUCCCAGGACAGCUGAUUGCCAAGUUAAUGAGCAUCUUCGAGAACCAGGAGCAGAAGGUUACCAUCAUGGGAUUGGACAAUGCGGGAAAGACCACCACUCUCUACCAGUUCUUGACCAAUGAGGUGGUCCAUACGUGUUCCACCAUUGGCAGCAACAUGGAGGAGAUCAUUUUGCAGAAGACCCACUUCCUCAUGUGGGACAUAGGGGGGCAGGAGGCUCUGAGCUUUAUCACCAACACCUAGUUCGUCAUCCUUGUGAUUGACAGCGCGGACCGGGAUUGGCUGCUGACUGCUUGAGAGGAGCUAUAUAAAAUGCUGGCCCAUGAGGUAAGUUGGGAGAGGGCCCAUCCUGAUUUUGCCAAUAAGCAGGAUGUGAAGGACUCUGUGAGGACGGUGGAGAUCUCCCAUUUCCUUACUCUCAGUACCAGCAAAGGCCUGUGCUGCUGUACCCUCACCGGGGAAGGGCUGCCUGCCGCGCUCCAGUGGAUGCAAUCUCAGGCCGUUGCUAACUGA
Rhinopithecus roxellana (golden snub-nosed monkey) is the source of this 666-nucleotide messenger RNA. RefSeq names its product ADP ribosylation factor like GTPase 5C (gene ARL5C). NCBI's taxonomy places the organism in Eukaryota, Metazoa, Chordata, Mammalia, Primates, Cercopithecidae. Gene Ontology annotation, molecular function: GTPase activity; GTP binding. Gene Ontology annotation, biological process: vesicle-mediated transport; intracellular protein transport; protein localization to Golgi membrane. Gene Ontology annotation, cellular component: trans-Golgi network; cytoplasm. The record is from RefSeq and is a predicted model, not a curated record.